Messenger RNA from Pipistrellus kuhlii (Kuhl's pipistrelle), 2966 nucleotides. It is a transcript of the gene CMPK1, whose product is annotated as cytidine/uridine monophosphate kinase 1. The transcript is spliced from 6 exons. Gene Ontology annotation, cellular component: cytoplasm; nucleus. Bases 91 to 780 code for a protein of 229 amino acids. The record is from RefSeq and is a predicted model, not a curated record. Gene Ontology annotation, molecular function: ATP binding; UMP kinase activity. Gene Ontology annotation, biological process: 'de novo' pyrimidine nucleobase biosynthetic process; UDP biosynthetic process; CDP biosynthetic process. Lineage: Eukaryota; Metazoa; Chordata; Mammalia; Chiroptera; Vespertilionidae.
GGGCGCCGGCUCGGCCCGCCCCUUCUGCUGUCCCGCCCCGUCCCGCCCCGCGCCUCCGCCGGCCGGGCUGCUGUCAGAGAGACGCAGUGUAUGCUGAGCCGCUGUGGCCGCCUGCUGCUGCUGCACGACCUGGGUCUUCGUUUCCCGCGGGUGACCCGCCGGCCAUUCUUUCUCUGCCUUCACCGCCUCAUGAAGCCGCUGGUCGUGUUCGUUCUUGGCGGUCCCGGCGCCGGCAAAGGGACCCAGUGCGCCCGCAUCGUGGAGAAAUAUGGCUAUACACACCUUUCUGCAGGAGAACUUCUUCGUGAUGAAAGGAAAAACCCAGAUUCACAGUAUGGUGAACUCAUUGAAAAGUACAUUAAAGAUGGAAAGAUCGUGCCAGUUGAGAUAACCAUCAGUUUGUUAAAGAGGGAAAUGGAUCAGAUAAUGGCUUCCAAUGCUCAGAAGAAUAAAUUCUUGAUUGAUGGGUUUCCAAGAAAUGAAGACAACCUUCAAGGUUGGAAUAAGACCAUGGAUGGGAAGGCAGAUGUAUCUUUUGUUCUGUUUUUUGAUUGUGAUAAUGAGAUCUGUAUUGAACGAUGUCUUGAGAGGGGAAAGAGUAGUGGUAGGAGUGAUGACAACAGAGAGAGCUUGGAAAAGAGAAUUCAAACCUAUCUUCAGUCAACAAAGCCAGUUAUUGACUUAUAUGAAGAAAUGGGAAAAGUAAAGAAAAUAGAUGCUUCUAAAUCCGUUGAUGAAGUUUUCGAUGAAGUUGUGAAGAUUUUUGACAAAGAAGGCUAACUAAACCGGAAAGCAUCGUUGAAAUCAUGCUUGAAUAUUGCUUUGAUAGCUGCUAUCACAAUCCCUUUUUAAGGCAAUUUUAAUCUUUCAUAAUUACAUCAUAAUUAGUGGCCAGAAAGUAUAUACAGUAGUAAGACAAAUUAAAUUUUUAUCUUCAAUUUUUUUUUUUUUUUUGUCAUAGGAGUAGACAGUGAAUUCGGGUCUAACUUUGUCUUAGCUAUGGUGCUCACAAAACAAGGAAGGGCAUUAGCUAGCUCGUUGUUUUUAUUCGAUAAGGAUAUUCCUUUUUUAGUUUGUGCCUUCUGUGAGCAAAACUUUUUAGUAUGUGUAUAUCCCUUUAGUGAUUGCAACAUGUAAGGAUUAGGGAUUCCUCACCUCCUCUUUUUCUUGCAGGUUUUAAAUUUCCAACCUGCUAAGUGAAUUUGUGGACCAAAUUGCAAAGGAACUGUUUGUGUAGUUAGUUCUUGCGCAAUGUGUUUGGUAAACAAACUCAUAAGAUGAAUUGCUAGAAGUGUUUUAGUAUUUAUCCAAUAACUGACUAUAUUCUAUAGAAAGGUUAAAAAAAAAAAAACUUAGCCGUGUUUUAGUUUUACUACAACUUGUACAAAGUUGUAUGACAGGGCAUAGUCUGCUUCCAGGGAUUAGGAUGAGGGUACUGGGGGUUCAGAGCCUGGCAGAAGUGUCAACUUUAUUCUGACAUAAAUCUGAGGAUAAGGGGCAAGGGUCAUAUCUAAUGACAUGUGUUCCUUAUGCUCUAUUAUAUAGUGUUACUAAUGAUUAAAUUGAUCUCAAAAUUCCUAGCAGUAAAACCUUGAAAUGCAUGUACUAGAUUUAUGGUAAAAUGGUUGUUUUUUGUUGUUGUUGUUAGUUUGUUUCUUUUCUAGACUAAAUUCAAGGUUAGUAUAAAGUAGAAGAAAUUAAUGGUUAAAUUUCCCAUUUGUAUUUUAUUUCCUUGAAUAUUUUUUCAUAGUUAUUUGUUUAAGAAGAUUUAAAAAUCACUGCACUUUGGUCAGAAAAAUAAUAAAUAUAUCUUAUAAAUGUUUGAUUUCCUUCCUGGCUACUUUUAUUUAGUACUUUAUUCAGUAAAUUAUUUUUUGGCAUCAUGUUUAAGCAUGGAAAGGUACAGAAUAAAAAAGAAGGCUGUAGAGUCCAAAGGAAUGUUUCCUUAAAUCUAUUCUUCCUUUAAAAAUCUUUGAGAAAUUCAUUUUCUCCAUUUUUUUUUCUGUCAUCACCAAUACAAAGCGGUAUCAAAGUUCUUAUUAUGAGACUUAUUAAAAUGUUUCUCAUCUUCAGCAUCUUUUUGACUUUGUAUAAUUAACAUAAUUAAAAUUUGACUUUGUAUAAUUGUUAAUAUAAUUAAAUUUUUAUAUUUAAAGCCAUUGGAAAUAGUGAGGACAAUUUGUGGAUAUUCUUCUACAGGGAUGGGCAAAAUAAGUUUCAAGUUCAUAUGGAAAGAGACAUGCACAUUAUGAUUAUUACAACAGCUUUGUUAACUGUUUCAUGUACUUACAACUGUAAACCUACUUUUGUCCACCACUCCUGUCUUGUAAUAGAUUUAUUUAUUUCUAUGUGUAUUAUGAAAUUCACUUAUUGAAGAUGAACUUGCAACAUUCUUGCCAUUAAAACAACCAAGUAUCCAUAAGUACUAUAACAUAUUAGCCACCAAAAUUUGUAUUGACAUCUUGGUUUCUUGGAAGAGGUUGCAAUGAGUUAUUAUCUAGUGAUUCCAUCCAGCCAGGACAGAGGGCUUUUAUGGGUAAUUUAAUAAAAAUGGCUGUAGUAUGAAGCAAGAGUGAAGACUUAAGAUUUUGAAUGUGUUCCUUUUCACAUAAGUGAAGAAAUCUAUCAGAUGGGGAUCUAAAUAUUUAUGUUGGUGUGAAAGUAACCUUAAACGUGUGGAUUUUAAGGAGACUGCUGAGACUGCUUCCCUUCAUCAAAUAUAUUUCUGUGACAUUCGAGAACAAAAACCAAGAAACAUGAUAAUUACUAAACUAUGAAGCUUUUUUUUUGUUUGUUUGCUUAAGUAGAAAAACACGUCAGCAAUAUUGAGUUUAGUAGCUGAUUAAGAUACAUCUAAAUUCACUAGUUAGGUCCUAUUUCCAUUUGUUAAAGACACAGUCACCAAGAAGUUUUUGACUUUUCUUGAAAGAAUCCAGUGGAAGCCUUGCUAUAAAAAAAAAUUAACA